Gastrolobium bilobum is the source of this 877-nucleotide messenger RNA. RefSeq lists its product as uncharacterized. Lineage: Eukaryota; Viridiplantae; Streptophyta; Magnoliopsida; Fabales; Fabaceae. Bases 41 to 586 code for a protein of 181 amino acids. Gene Ontology annotation, molecular function: DNA binding; RNA binding. Gene Ontology annotation, cellular component: nucleolus; exosome (RNase complex). The record is from RefSeq and is a predicted model, not a curated record. Gene Ontology annotation, biological process: maturation of 5.8S rRNA; regulation of gene expression. The transcript is spliced from 5 exons.
UUGUUCAAUACUUCAAUCCAGUGUCGCAGAGAGAGAGAAAAUGGUGAAAGCAAGCGAAAUGGAGGGUGUUGAAGUACCUGAAGAGAUGAUGGAUGCAGUGAACCGUACUUUGAGCAGCGUUGAACAACUUGAGACCCAUUUGCCCCAAUUCUUGUCUCUCUCUGACCCUCAAUUUCUCUCUCAAAUGCCAUAUCUUGAACGUGCACACUCCCUCCUCUCCCUCGCCAAACUCACUUCCACCCUCUUCUCAUUGAAGUUGAGGUGCAGAGGGAUUAACCCAAAUGACCAUCCUGUCAAAUCGGAGCUUGACAAGUUAAGCGAGUACCAAAAGAAACUGGAUCGCCUGCAGAUUUUGAUUGAAGCACAGAAGCAAGAUGUGAGGAACAUAAGUAGAGAGGAGGAACUAAAGUUGAACUAUCAGGAGUGUGCUGGUCAAAAGAGGAAGUACCCAUCUUCUGAAGAACAAUCUGUUAAAACUGAACCCGAGGAAUUCCUGGAGAAAACAACUGGGGAGCUUCUUGGUAAUAAUGAUGGAAGUUUAAAGGGGCCAAUGGUAAUUGACAUUUCAGAUGAUGAUGAUGAAUGAGUUAACGGCGACCUAAUUUUCCCCGAAUUCUGUAUAUGUGAACUAAAUGGACCUGUGUUCAUGGGAGGGAAUAUCACAGGAUCCUUGUUGCUUUUUCUCCGCUUUUGGACGACUUUCUUAUCAAUUCUUGGUGACGCCUCCUCUAAAGAACUUUAUUGUUCUUAUUUUGAAGUGUUUGUAUUUGUAUUUGUAUUUGUAUUUGUAUAUAUGGAUAUGUUAAUGAAUAUGUGAUCGUUGGAAAGAAAGUAAGACUAGAGGAAUCAUUGAUCAUUGUAACCAAGUGGUUUCAUU